ACAUUUCAAAUAUCCAUUCUUCUCAUAAUUUCAGGGUUUAAAAUAAAAUGAAACGUUAGAGCUUGAAGUAUGUAGUAAAAACCUGGAGAUCUCUACUCCAGUAAAACCUGGAGAUAUCAACUCCGGUAAAACCUGGAGAUAUCAACUCCAGUAGAACCUGGAGAUCUCAACUCCAGUAGAACCUGGAGAUAUCAACUCCGGUAAAACCUGGAGAUAUCAACUCCAGUAGAACCUGGAGAUAUCAACUCCUGAACCAAGCACUGCUGCCGGGGAAUGUUGUCUGGACACUGUUAAAAUGACAUGAACUAUCUCAACAAUGUGGAACAAGAAAAUGUGCCGAUGUCCGAUGAUCUUCGGUAUGAAUCUAGUUCUACUCCUCUUUCUGAAACCAAAACCUGGAUUUUCACAAUCCUACUCCGGAGUAUUCCAAUCCCAACCCGGAGCAAUUCAAUCCCAUCCCCAAACACCCGAAUUUCAUCCUGCUUUAUCUCAAUCCUAUUCCGGAAAAACACCGUCCUACCCCAAAGGUAUACCGUCAUAUUCCGGAGCCAAACCUUCCUACUCCGAACCUAAACCGUCCAAUUCCGGCUCUCAACCUUCCUAUUCUGGAGAUAUCCACUCCUAUCCCGGAGAAACCCACUCAUAUCCCGCAGAAACCCACUCCUAUCUAGGAGAAACCCACUCCUAUCCCGUAGAAACCCUCUCCUAUCCUGGAGAAACGCACUCCUAUCCCGGAGAAUCUCAACUCAGCACUCAACACAAUGAAAUCAAUUCUAAUUCAAACCAACCAGUGCUAAAAGACGCUAAUUCUGUCUCUCAACGCAUUUCAAAUAAUUUGGUUAAUUCAAAUAUUUAUUCUCUAAAUGAUAAACUGGAGAAAGAGAAUACAGAAACUUAUAUUUCUUCAGUCUUUACUCCUCCUCCUUUUCCGAAUGUGAGAAGAACAGUUCCGCUUCAAUCUGGAGAUGAACUACACAGAUAUCAGGGUAUUCCCAGACCACUGACAAAGGUUCACGGUGCGGAUACAGCCUUCAAUUCCUACCUCAACCCCAGAUUUUCUCCAGACCCUAGUAAACACAAUCCAACCCUAUCUCCGGGUCUCAGCAACAAAUUCCAACCUUUGAACAAUCAAAUUACGGAAAGGGAUGGAGAGAAUCGAGGAGAGGAUGAGAAAGAAGUUUUUAUUUAUAUUGAGGAGGUUAAGAACGGAGAAGUGUUUAAGGAAGAGAACACGGAGAUUAAAACCAACAGUAGAGAAGAUGCACCAGUAGUUAGUACAGAAAACAGUCCUGGAGGACCUGGAGUCAGGGUUUAUAGAGCUUAUCAAUUUAACAAGGAAAAUACACUUGACACUGUAGCUUCAACACAGGCUCUUUAUAAAAGACUUCCAAGACGAACUGAGAAAAACGAGACAAAGGUAGAAGAUGAAGAGGAAAAGAUGGAUAAUGAAGAAAAGGAAGAAGAAGAAAAAGAAGAAAAAGAAGAAAAAGUAAUGUUUCUGAAAAGUUUGGAGAUGGGAAAGAGCACCACACCCAAAACAAUAACUAAUCUAAAAACCAAAGAUGUAACUAAUAUGACUGCAGACGAUAAAAAUACUAAAAUUGAAGGAAAUACAAUCGACACUGAUACAUUUGAAGAAAGUGAAAAUGAAAGUGAGGGAAAAAUUAAAUUAGAUUUAGAGGAUGAAAAAUCCUCCUUAGAAAUAGUAAACAGUUCGUCAGUGAAUAAUACAAUAGAAGAAAAAGAAAAGAAAAUCUCCGAAAAAGGCGAAGAAAGUUCCGAAAAAGAAGAAGAAAGUUCUGGAAAAGAGGAGACAGAAAGCAAUGAAGAAACUGAAGAAAGUUACGAUGAAGAUGUAGAAAGCUCUGGUGGAGAGAAUGCUAAAAAAACUAAAAAGAAGAUCAGCUCCGACGAAAUGGAAGGAAGCGGCGACGAUUUCUUAGAUGACAUUCUAGCGGAGGAUUUUACUUGUCUUUCUUCCGAUUUGUCGGAAACAUGUCUGGAGAAUCUUUCACUUGAGGAAAAUAAUGAUGAAACCAAUGAUGAGAGAAAGAAGAGAAAAGAUGAAACAGGAAUUAUGCUAGAACAAUGCGACGUAUUCGAGGACGAGACGGAGGUAGAGGAGUGCUCCGAGAGGAACGUCCUCGGCCAGGAGAUAGAGUCCGAGAUGCUCCUGGUCUCGAGGCUCUACGAGAAGAAGAUGAGAAUGGAGCGAGCUAUCCAGGAGAUGAUGGAUAGGUUGGAGGGGAAGGUUAAAAAAACAAGUUAUAAGAAAGCAUACAAAAAAUUUGCUAAACAGCUUAUAAUAAUUAUAAUAAUAUUGUAUAGAGAACAGUACUGUUGA
Molecule: messenger RNA, 2344 nt
Organism: Eurytemora carolleeae
Lineage: Eukaryota; Metazoa; Arthropoda; Copepoda; Calanoida; Temoridae
Product: golgin subfamily A member 6-like protein 6
Exons: 8
Coding region: 317-2344 (675 amino acids)
Source: RefSeq, a predicted model, not a curated record